AUGGCAAAAGACGAGACCUUCGAGACAUUUCCGCUCGGCGACUGGGAUCUGCAGAGCGGGGGAAAGAUAUACGACGCUCAUAUCGCGUUCAAGACCUUUGGUCACUCCAAGUUGCCACCGAUCGUCUAUCCGACAUGGUUUUCUGGAACUAUAUCGGACAACUUUUGGUUGAUCGGAGAGAAUAUGACGCUCAACCCCGAGAACUAUUUCAUCAUCAUCCCUGCCCUGUUUGGUAAUGGACAGUCUUCGUCUCCAUCAAACCAAGGAUCCGAAUCAAAAAAUGUGCCCUUCCCAAAAGUCUCAAUGUACGAUAACGUGCGGGCCCAGCACAAACUUGUGGUCGAGCACUUUGGUAUCACGCAUCUACGCGCAGUCUUGGGUUGGUCCAUGGGAGGUGCGCAAACCUUCCAGUGGGCAUCGCAAUACACUGAUUUCAUGGAUCUGGCGAUCCCAUUUUGCGGCGCCGCAAAAGUUGCCUUGCAUAACAUGGUUAUGCUUGAGGGCGUCAAGGGUGCACUUCUUAGCGCCAAGUCAAUCCCACCCCCGAAAAUAGGAGACAUUGCCUGGCCAACUACUAAGGGAGAAAGCUACCGAACAUGGUCGGACCAGGAGAAGAGCAUCGGCCUCAAAGCCUUCGGACGGGCAUAUGCUGGAUGGGGGUUUAGCCAAGCUUUCUAUAGAGCGAAGGUGUACGAAACCACUCUAGGUUACAAGGACCUGGAAGACUUCAUGGUCAACUUCUGGGAGAAAUGGGCUUGCUCCAAGGACCCGGAGAACAUGCUUGUCAUGCUGCAGACUUGGCAGCACGCCGAUAUCUCCAAGCAAGAGCCGUACAACGGCGACUUUGAACUAGCCUUGGCAUCCAUUAAGGCUAAGACGCUUGUCCUGCCGGGAAAGACGGACCUCUAUUUUCCACCUGAGGAUUCCGAGUAUGAGGUGAAAUGUAUGAAGGACGGAGUCGGCGAGUUGGCUGUGUUCCCUUCUAUCUGGGGCCACUGGGCAGGAGGUCCUGGUGACAGUAAGGAAGACGUCGCAUGGCUGGAUCAGAAGUUGGCGAAGUUCUUUGGAUCUGACGAAUUAUGUAUCAGAUAG
Messenger RNA from Talaromyces rugulosus, 1092 nucleotides. RefSeq lists its product as uncharacterized. The record is from RefSeq and is a predicted model, not a curated record. The coding region runs from base 1 to 1092 and encodes 363 amino acids. The transcript has 6 exons. Lineage: Eukaryota; Fungi; Ascomycota; Eurotiomycetes; Eurotiales; Trichocomaceae. Gene Ontology annotation, molecular function: acyltransferase activity, transferring groups other than amino-acyl groups. Gene Ontology annotation, biological process: biosynthetic process.